GUAACCGGUCAGCUGCGCCGUGUCACAAUCUUCCUGGUUUGCAAUUGAAACCAGAAAGCGAUAUUCUCUCCAGUAAACCGACAUAAAUGCGUUGGACUUUAACCUAGAUUACAGUAAACAGGAUCCGGGACGACAGCAGUGGCGAACAUGAACACGGAGAAGGACUUCUCGCCCCUGACGCCCAACAUUGUCAGGGCUCUGAAUGACAAACUGUACGAGAAGAGGAAAGUCGCAGCUCUAGAAAUUGAGAAGCUCGUGAGGGAGUUUGUGGCCCAGAACAACUCCACUCAAAUCAGGCACGUAAUCCAGAUUUUGGCCUCAGAGUUUGCCCUCUCCCAGCACCCCCACAGCAGGAAGGGGGGUCUCAUUGGACUGGCAGCUUGCUCCAUUGCUCUCGGGAAGGACUCAGGUCUGUAUCUGAAAGAGCUCAUUGAGCCUGUCCUCACGUGUUUUAAUGACUCUGACAGCCGUUUGCGCUACUAUGCUUGCGAGGCCCUCUAUAACAUAGUCAAGGUGGCCAGGGGAGCUGUGCUGCCCCACUUCAACCUGCUUUUUGAUGGUCUCAGCAAGCUUGCAGCAGAUCCUGACCCCAAUGUGAAAAGUGGAUCUGAACUCCUGGACAGACUGCUGAAAGACAUAGUCACAGAAAGCAACACGUUUGACUUGGUGGCAUUUGUUCCCCUGCUGAGAGAGAGAAUCUACUCCAAUAAUCAGUAUGCGAGGCAGUUUAUCAUUUCUUGGAUCCAUGUUCUGGAGUCUGUUCCAGACAUCAACCUGUUAGACUAUCUCCCUGAGAUCCUGGAUGGGCUGUUCCAGAUUCUUGGAGACAACAGCAAGGAGAUCCGGAGGACAUGUGAGGUGGUGCUGGGCGAGUUUCUGAAGGAGAUCAAGAAAACCCCCUCGAGUGUGAAAUUUGCUGAGAUGGCCAACAUCUUGGUCAUCCACUGCCAGGUUGCAGAUGAGACCAAACUACCAAACGAUCUGAUCCAGCUGACAGCUAUGACGUGGAUGAGAGAGUUUAUCCAGCUUGCAGGCAGAGUGGUGCUUCCAUACUCUUCUGGCAUUCUUACUGCAGUGCUGCCUUGUCUCUCCUAUGAUGACAGAAAGAAGAAUACCAAAGAAGCAGCCAGCGCCUGUAAUCACAGUCUGAUGAAACUGGUGACUCCUGAGGAUGAUGAGGAGGAGGAGGAUGAAAAAAGUGGAAGCACAGGGUCACCGUCUAAGGAAGAUGGUCAGCCCAAAACGGAGGCAGAUGGCAAUGAUAUGCUGAAUGCAUCACAAGAAUCUGUUGGUUUCAGUAAUAUUAGCUUCUUCACUCCAGCAAGUGCUGAUAGGCCUCAAGUAACACUGGACCUGGAUGGUAUUGUUCAGGUGUUGGAUCGUCAUCUCCAUGACUCCUCUACUGGCAUGAUGACCCGCAUAGCUGUGCUUAAAUGGCUUUAUCACCUCUACAUCAAGACACCACGCAAAAUGUUCCGCCACACAGACAGCCUGUUUCCCAUGCUGCUCAAAACACUCUCUGAUGAGUCUGAUGAGGUGAUACUGAAAGAUCUGGAGGUGUUAGCUGAGAUAGCAUCAUCCCCUGCCGGCCAAACAGACCAAGCCUCCUCUUGCGACAGCACUGACAACAAACUGGAGCUCAAGGUGCCAGAGGGUGCCAAGUCAGGACAACAGCCCAACACAGGCUCCAAGGCAGUGGACUCAUCCCCUUCCACUCCCAGUAUGAACUCUUAUUUUUACAAGUUCAUGAUCAACCUGCUGAAGCGUUUUAGUCUGGAGAGAAAGCUCCUGGAGAACAGAGGAGCUUUCAUCAUCAGGCAGUUGUGUCUGCUGCUUCAUGCAGAGAACAUCUUCCACUCUAUGGCUGACAUCUUGCUGAAGGAAGAGGACCUUAAAUUUGCCUCCACCAUGGUUCAGACACUCAACACCAUUCUGCUCACAUCUGCUGAACUCUUCCAGCUGCGCAACCAGCUAAAAGACCUGCGUACUCAGGAGAGCUGUGCUUUGUUUUGCUGCCUGUAUCGUUCCUGGUGCCACAACCCUGUGGCCACUGUGUCUCUGUGUUUCCUCACACAGAAUUACAAGCAUGCCUAUGAUCUCAUCCAGAAGUUUGGAAAUCUGGAGGUGACGGUAGAUUUCCUCAUGGAGGUAGACAAGCUGGUGCAACUCAUAGAAAGCCCAAUUUUUACCUACCUGCGUCUGCAGCUCCUGGAUGUGGAGAACAACCCAUACCUGAUAAAGGCACUGUAUGGUCUGCUGAUGCUGCUGCCACAGAGCCAGGCUUUCCAGCUGCUCUCUCACCGUUUGAGUUGUGUCCCCAACCCAGAACUCAUGAGGACUGUGGAUGAAUCCAAAUAUAUGGACUCUAAACAGCAAGCUGCCUCUAAACGGGCCUCUCACACUCAGAUGGAUUACAAUGAGCUGCUGCAGCAUUUUGACCGUGUGCAGAGCAAACACCUGGAAGUCCGACACCAGCGCUCUGGACGUGCCUCUGAUCACCCAGACAGGAAACUGAUGUGAAGUUAUUGUGCCAUAGUCUCCUCUGGUCAGGGAUGACAGCGAGUAGAGGAGGAGAUGACAGGAGUACUUGAGAAGGUUAUUAAAUGUUAUUGAAGCCAAAAAGUAUUAAGUAAGUAUGAUUAAAAACUGUUUUGUCAGAGGAACACUGGCUACAUAUGGUCAAAAACAGUGGAUAUGUUUUUGAAUUCUGUUCCCUUAUGAUUAGGAGAAUGUUAUAUAACAUUAAAAAUUGAGCAUUUUAAUCAGAAAACAUAUUUAAUGCCCUUCAUACUAUAAAAAAUCUAAUGAAUAGUUGUUUCUUUCAGUGUAAAUUUGAUUUGUAGAAUGUACAUAAUAUGUCACAUCUCAACUGUUGGUGGUGAAAAUAUGGCCACAUCCUGAGUUUCCAUCAUGUUCUGUCAGCUGACAAUUUUUUACAGUAUGUCAAGUCAAGCUGAAAUGCAUUUCAGAAUCAAAUAGCACACUUUUGUCAUUUCAUUUCCAUGUGAACCACCGUAAUUUUGUUGUUUUUCGGAGUACAACUGGAGCAUGCAUUCAGGGUUGCCUUAAUCACAUGUCAGCCAGAAAAGAGAUGUCGCAUGCCGAAUGUUGACUCAGCUCAGCUGAGAUUCUAAACUUUGGAAGGUACUGAUGACUGAACUCUGGCAUAUAUUCUGGGUAGACCCACUGUGUCACACCUCUUUGUUGGUGCAACUGAUGAGGAAUUUUACCUUACACACCUUCAGCUUUUAAUUCAUUCCAUGUCUUUCUUAUAUAUUCAUGAGCUAAUAUGUAUUUUUCUGUAUUUGUACAGUGUCAGCUUGUUCUGUCCUGCAUUCUUUUUGAUGUUUGUGUGGUUUUAUUUUGCACUUUUGUCAAUUACUGUGUGAAAAUCAAUAAAAUGGACCAUGUGAUUAAAAAGAAAAAAAA
Messenger RNA from Amphiprion ocellaris (clown anemonefish), 3429 nucleotides. RefSeq names its product vac14 homolog (S. cerevisiae) (gene vac14). Gene Ontology annotation, cellular component: PAS complex; endosome membrane. Bases 148 to 2520 code for a protein of 790 amino acids. NCBI's taxonomy places the organism in Eukaryota, Metazoa, Chordata, Actinopteri, Pomacentridae. The record is from RefSeq and is a predicted model, not a curated record. The transcript has a single exon. Gene Ontology annotation, biological process: positive regulation of kinase activity; phosphatidylinositol biosynthetic process.